CUUUACUACAGGAUGCAUAAGAGCAGUCAAGGCUGAGACUCAAUUCUCAUUCUCUGAUAUACACAGGGGAGUUUCUGGGACGUCCAGGCUCAUCGUCGGGACUAAAAGUUGCUGAAAGCUUUUUCCCACCUCUGAAGUUCCAGAUGGCGGUCACGGUGCUUUUUUUCCUCGUGUACAUAGCUGGAAUAGUGGGAAACACGUCUGGAAGCUGCAGGGGCACACGCUGCCCAGGGCGUCCCAUCGCCCCUUACACGAUCGUCCACCCUCAACAUGGCAGCGUGCGGGAAAACCCAAGGACAUUAACGGCAGAGGUGUUUGUCCCAGAAUGCGCAGGGAGAGGUUGCCGCUCGCCUCUUAACGGCACAGAGGGGUGCAAGGGCAUCGAAUGCAGGCUGCCCCCUCUCAGUACGCGGGUCAAGCCCAGGCAAGGUGGGUGCCAUGGGGACAGAUGUCCUACAGGAAUAGACGGUGGAGGCGGCCGAGUAACGAUUGUGAAAGCACAAGACAGAGCGGAGCAUGUGCUGCGGGAUUUGCCAGAGCGUGAGGGAUCUCCGUUUGGAAUCCAGCUCACCUGUGAUGUCAAGCCAGGUUCCAAUGAGGUGCCGUCAGAGGAUGCUCUGGUGCUACAGCUGCGCUUGGCAAAGGGUCAAGAGAAGCUGGUGGAGGAGCUCCAGGGCCAGCAGACCGAGAUCAAGCAGCUCCAGAGCAAGCUGACACAACAGCAGAGCACGCUGGUGGCUCAGCAAAGGGAAAUCCUUGAGCAGCAGCAGAGGAUGUUCGAGCAGAUGGAGCAAGUCAAGGCCCAGUACAGCCUGCUCCUGGACAGCGUCAGGCACGUAUCCUUUCAGGAUGCACACAAAGAUCUUGAGGGCCACCUGGAUAGCCUCAGGCCCCAGACGAGAAGCCAUGAGCGGGAGGCCUACACCAUGCACAAGGUGGACAUGGAUGCCAGCGUAAUGGAGGUUGGCAGAGCCCUGCCAGGUUGUGGCUCCUGCCGCGCUGACGAAUACUGUGAUUUCACUGGCGAAUGGGCUCACUGUGAGAAAUGCACUGUUUGUCUUCCAGGGUUCUUCCUAGUGUCCCAGUGCUCCAUUCACGCAGACAGGAUGUGUCAGGAUAGAGAUGAAUGCUUGGAGAUACAAAACCUAUGUGGAGCGCAGAACCAGUGUCUCAAUACCCCAGGUGGAUUCAGGUGUACAGGGAUGUCAGUGAAAGAAGCAGCUGCCGGGAUGUGUGGUCAUGCGUACUUCUACAAUUCGGAGCUGGAGGAGUGCCAGGCUUGCUCCGAGUGUGAUUCCCAGACCGAGGUGUCUCCUUGCACAGCCAUGACCGACACCGUGUGUGCAAGUCCCUCUGACACCGGACUGUCCAUCUCCUGGUCCGGUGACGUUACCUUGGCUCAAGGUAGCGAGUUUCCGAAUAUGGAACUUCACAUCCAGGGCAACAGUGAUGGGAGCCUGGUUUCCAGCACCAGUGGCCAGUUGGUUUUCCAUCAGCAUGGCCUUGUCUGGGUGGACCAUAACCUUGCAUUGAGACAUGGCUGCCGGAGUUUUGUUCAAGCGUGCCUGAGGUUGAAUGCCAGUGAAGAAGGCGGUCGGGAUCUGAGCGGUGUGCGUGUGGAACAGAGGGAAGGGAAGUCUCUCCAGAGCAUCAGCGUGAGCGGGGCAUCUGCCGUGGAGCCGGGUCACAUGCUGUCCCUCUUUCUGAAGAGCGCUAGUCAUCACUGCAACCCUGACAAUGAGAAAGUCCACUUGGAGACGAGCCUUGUGGCACCCUUCAGCUUGCUCUGGCUCUCCCAUGACACAGGUGCGGUUGCUAUGACCGCUCAGGCUGUGGCCUCGGCACACUUUCAUACCAAUUACCGCCCCACCUUCCGCACUUCUUCCAUCUCUGAUCCCUACAUAGUGAGUCUGACUCAUGAUAAUCGUGGGGUUCGCUUUACAGAGAAAGGCACGGUAAAAUUUGUCCUGCAGCAGGCAGUGUACUCAAUGGGCCAAGCCUGCGUAUCUGAGGGCUUCUACCUGCUGGCAAACGUCAACCGCAAUGGGAGCAGUGCUGAGCUGACCCGAGCAUUCAAACCUGGUGUUCAUUACAGAGACACAUCCAUAUCCUUGUCCGCUGCUGCCACUGUGGAUGCCGGGGACACACUUAGCUUUGAGAUCCUAGCGCCAGCGCAGUGCAACGUCCGCUACUUUGGCGACGACUCUGGGAUCAGCAUGCUAAGCCUUGUGUGGAUUCCUUCCGCUGUGUCAUCCUCCAUAUCGGCCACCGUCUCCAGCAAGGGUCUGCCCUUCGGCGCAGUGCGGAAUAAAGCCUUGCUCUUCCGUCAGACAUCCCCACCAGUGGCGCAAGUAGAGCUUGCUGGCAUGGGGCACCAGCACCCACACCGAAACUUCGUCUUCAAGGAGGCAGGGACAGCUAGUGUGGCCCUUGACCUGAGGUUGAUCCACUCUUGCAGUAUGAUCAAGGUCAGCUUGCACAAGCAGGCUAGGCAGCAGGGAUCACAGCCUGCGGCUGUUGCCCGGCAAGUUGGAGGUCAGAUGCCUGAAGGGAGUGAAUGGGCCACUGUAGCGCUGAGGGUGUCAUUCCCAGUCCAUAAUGGGACUGAAGUCUUUGCUACAGUGGACUGUGUGCGCGGUCGCCUCAACCAGAUUGCCCACGAUGUAGGGAGUAGCAUUACUGUCCUCUGGACUGCUGCAUGACUUAGGCAUUAGGUUACAAUCUUUUAGCUUAGCACUAGUCAUCCAAUUUGCUAAUCUUGUGGGGCCAGGCUUAACAUAACGAGAAUAUCUGGGGACAAGUUUGGGCUAAAAGAUGGUGGGAAUAUAGACUUAUUAGGGUGGGAACAAACUGAAUGAUACAUUUAUAAACCAAUCCAACACCUCAUGAGGACGGAGGUCAAAGUAGGGGUCCAACAUAUUCAAAGUACUGUCCAACAGUCAGCAAGCCUGUCAUUAGCCCAUGGAUGUAAUGUGAGUUAGCAUGA
Molecule: messenger RNA, 2986 nt
Organism: Colossoma macropomum (tambaqui)
Lineage: Eukaryota; Metazoa; Chordata; Actinopteri; Characiformes; Serrasalmidae
Exons: 5
Coding region: 144-2702 (852 amino acids)
Molecular function (GO): calcium ion binding; protein binding
Source: RefSeq, a predicted model, not a curated record